AUGGAAGAGUUAAUAGUUGAGCUGCGCCUGUUUCUUGAACUUCUGGACCAUGAAUAUCUAACUUCGACUGUCAGGGAGAAGAAGGCAGUAAUAACUAACAUUCUCCUGAGGAUACAGUCGUCAAAAGGUUUAGAAAUAAAAGAACAUGUACAGAAGCAAGAAGUCACCAACAGUUUGCCAGCGCCUCCUCAAAUGCCCCUGCCAGAAAUACCUCAGCAGUGGCUGCCACCAGAUAAUGGGCCUCCACCGUUACCAACCUCUUCCCUUCCUGAAGGCUAUUAUGAAGAGGCAGUGCCACUUAGUCCUGGGAAGGCUCCUGAGUACAUCACUUCCAACUAUGACUCAGAUGCUAUGAGCAGCUCUUAUGAAUCCUAUGAUGAAGAGGAGGAGGAUGGAAAGGGGAAGAAAAUGAGACAUCAAUGGCCUUCUGAGGAAGCCUCUAUGGAUCUGGUGAAGGAUGCCAAAAUCUGUGCCUUCCUCCUUAGAAAGAAACGAUUUGGGCAAUGGACCAAACUACUGUGUGUUAUCAAAGAAAACAAACUACUGUGUUACAAAAGUUCCAAGGACCAGCAACCCCAGAUGGAGCUUCUCCUGAAUGACUGCAGUAUCACAUACAUUCCCAAAGACAGCAAAAAGAAGAAGCAUGAGCUGAAAAUAUCACACCAAGGAGCAGAUGCCCUGGUUCUGGCAGUGCAGAGCAAAGAGCAGGCAGAACAGUGGCUAAAGGUUAUAAAAGAUGUGUGCAGCAACUGUACGGGAGCUGUAGACUCUGAUGGUCCAUUGUCUAGUUCUCCAGUACACAAGAUGGAGCUGGAGAAGAAGUUGUCAUUUGAGAGGCCAAGCUCGGAUGGGGAGGGUGCCGUGGAAAACGGCACCACUACUGUGUGCAAUGGGAAAGAACAAGUGAAGAGGAAAAAAAGUUCAAAACCAGAAGCCAAGGGCACUGUGACUAAAGUAACAGGGAAAAAAAUAACGAAGAUCAUUGGUUUAGGAAAGAAAAAGCCUUCAACAGAUGAACAGACCUCAUCAGCUGAAGAAGAUGUUCCAACAUGUG
Messenger RNA from Nestor notabilis (Kea), 1054 nucleotides. RefSeq names its product actin filament-associated protein 1. The transcript has 8 exons. Gene Ontology annotation, cellular component: cytosol. Gene Ontology annotation, molecular function: SH2 domain binding; SH3 domain binding. The annotation marks the transcript as partial. The record is from RefSeq and is a predicted model, not a curated record. Lineage: Eukaryota; Metazoa; Chordata; Aves; Psittaciformes; Psittacidae.